UUCAUAUUGAUUGUAUUGUUGGAGGACUUGUGUCAGUUUCAUAUGGAUUGUAUUGUUGGAGGACUUGUGUCAGUUUCAUAUCGAUUGUAUUGUUGGAGGACUUGUGUCAGUUUCAUAUUGAUUGUAUUGUUGGAGGACUUGUGUCAGCUUCAUAUGGAUUGUAUUGUUGGAGGACUUGUGUCAGUUUCAUAUGGAUUGUAUUGUUGGAGGACUUGUGUCAGUUUCAUAUGGAUUGUAUUGUUGGAGGACUUGUCAGCUUCAUAUUGAUUGUAUUGUUGGAGGACUUGUGUCAGUUUCAUAUUGAUUGUAUUGUUGGAGGACUUGUCUCAGUUUCAUAUUGAUUGUAUUGUUGGAGGACUUGUCUCAGCUUCAUAUUGAUUGUAUUGUUGGAGGACUUGUCUCAGUUUCAUAUUGAUUGUAUUGUUGGAGGACUUGUCUCAGUUUCAUAUUGAUUGUAUUGUUGGAGGACUUGUGUCAGCUUCAUAUGGAUUGUAUUGUUGGAGGACUUGUGUCAGUUUCAUAUUGAUUGUAUUGUUGGAGGACUUGUGUCAGCUUCAUAUGGAUUGUAUUGUUGGAGGACUUGUGUCAGUUUCAUAUUGAUUGUAUUGUUGGAGGACUUGUGUCAGCUUCAUAUGGAUUGUAUUGUUGGAGGACUUGUGUCAGUUUCAUAUUGAUUGUAUUGUUGGAGGACUUGUGUCAGCUUCAUAUGGAUUGUAUUGUUGGAGGACUUGUGUCAGUUUCAUAUUGAUUGUAUUGUUGGAGGACUUGUGUCAGUUUCAUAUUGAUUGUAUUGUUGGAGGACUUGUGUCGGUUUCAUAUUGAUUGUAUUGUUGGAGGACUUGUGUCAGCUUCAUAUGGAUUGUAUUGUUGGAGGACUUGUCAGCUUCAUAUGGAUUGUAUUGUUGGAGGACUUGUGUCGGUUUCAUAUUGAUUGUAUUGUUGGAGGACUUGUGUCAGUUUCAUAUCGAUUGUAUUGUUGGAGGACUUGUGUCAGCUUCAUAUGGAUUGUAUUGUUGGAGGACUUGUGUCAGUUUCAUAUUGAUUGUAUUGUUGGAGGACUUGUCUCAGCUUCAUAUGGAUUGUAUUGUUGGAGGACUUGUCAGCUUCAUAUGGAUUGUAUUGUUGGAGGACUUGUCAGCUUCAUAUUGAUUGUAUUGUUGGAGGACUUGUCAGCUUCAUAUUGAUUGUAUUGUUGGAGGACUUGUCAGCUUCAUAUUGAUUGUAUUGUUGGAGGACUUGUCAGCUUCAUAUUGAUUGUAUUGUUGGAGGACUUGUCAGUUUCAUAUGGAUUGUAUUGUUGGAGGACUUGUCAGUUUCAUAUUGAUUGUAUUGUUGGAGGACUUGUCAGCUUCAUAUUGAUUGUAUUGUUGGAGGACUUGUCAGCUUCAUAUUGAUUGUAUUGUUGGAGGACUUGUCUCAGCUUCAUAUUGAUUGUAUUGUUGGAGGACUUGUCUCAGCUUCAUAUUGAUUGUAUUGUUGGAGGACUUGUCAGCUUCAUAUUGAUUGUAUUGUUGGAGGACUUGUCAGCUUCAUAUUGAUUGUAUUGUUGGAGGACUUGUCUCAGCUUCAUAUUGAUUGUAUUGUUGGAGGACUUGUCUCAGCUUCAUAUGGAUUGUAUUGUUGGAGGACUUGUGUAAGUUUCAUAUUGAUUGUAUUGUUGGAGGACUUGUGUCAGCUUCAUAUGGAUUGUAUUGUUGGAGGACUUGUGUAAGUUUCAUAUUGAUUGUAUUGUUGGAGGACUUGUGUCAGCUUCAUAUGGAUUGUAUUGUUGGAGGACUUGUGUAAGUUUCAUAUUGAUUGUAUUGUUGGAGGACUUGUGUCAGCUUCAUAUGGAUUGUAUUGUUGGAGGACUUGUGUAAGUUUCAUAUUGAUUGUAUUGUUGGAGGACUUGUGUAAGUUUCAUAUUGAUUGUAUUGUUGGAGGACUUGUGUCAGUUUCAUAUUGAUUGUAUUGUUGGAGGACUUGUGUCAGCUUCAUAUGGAUUGUAUUGUUGGAGGACUUGUGUAAGUUUCAUAUUGAUUGUAUUGUUGGAGGACUUGUGUAAGUUUCAUAUUGAUUGUAUUGUUGGAGGACUUGUCUCAGCUUCAUAUGGAUUGUAUUGUUGGAGGACUUGUGUAAGUUUCAUAUUGAUUGUAUUGUUGGAGGACUUGUGUCAGCUUCAUAUUGAUUGUAUUGUUGGAGGACUUGUGUCAGUUUCAUAUGGAUUGUAUUGUUGGAGGACUUGUGUAAGUUUCAUAUUGAUUGUAUUGUUGGAGGACUUGUGUCAGCUUCAUAUGGAUUGUAUUGUUGGAGGACUUGUGUAAGUUUCAUAUUGAUUGUAUUGUUGGAGGACUUGUGUCAGCUUCAUAUGGAUUGUAUUGUUGGAGGACUUGUGUCAGCUUCAUAUGGAUUGUAUUGUUGGAGGACUUGUGUCAGUUUCAUAUUGAUUGUAUUGUUGGAGGACUUGUGUCAGUUUCAUAUUGAUUGUAUUGUUGGAGGACUUGUCUCAGCUUCAUAUGGAUUGUAUUGUUGGAGGACUUGUCUCAGCUUCAUAUGGAUUGUAUUGGAGGACUUGUGUCAGCUUCAUAUGGAUUGUAUUGUUGGAGGACUUGUCUCAGCUUCAUAUGGAUUGUAUUGGAGGACUUGUGUCAGCUUCAUAUGGAUUGUAUUGUUGGAGGACUUGUCUCAGCUUCAUAUGGAUUGUAUUGGAGGACUUGUGUCAGCUUCAUAUGGAUUGUAUUGGAGGACUUGUGUCAGCUUCAUAUGGAUUGUAUUGUUGGAGGACUUGUGUCAGCUUCAUAUGGAUUGUAUUGUUGGAGGACUUGUCUCAGCUUCAUAUGGAUUGUAUUGGAGGACUUGUGUCAGCUUCAUAUGGAUUGUAUUGGAGGACUUGUGUCAGCUUCAUAUGGAUUGUAUUGGAGGACUUGUGUCAGCUUCAUAUGGAUUGUAUUGUUGGAGGACUUGUGUCAGCUUCAUAUGGAUUGUAUUGUUGGAGGACUUGUGUCAGUUUCAUAUGGAUUGUAUUGUUGGAGGACUUGUCAGCUUCAUAUGGAUUGUAUUGUUGGAGGACUUGUGUCAGUUUCAUAUUGAUUGUAUUGUUGGAGGACUUGUCAGCUUCAUAUGGAUUGUAUUGUUGGAGGACUUGUGUCAGCUUCAUAUUGAUUGUAUUGUUGGAGGACUUGUCAGCUUCAUAUUGAUUGUAUUGUUGGAGGACUUGUGUCAGUUUCAUAUUGAUUGUAUUGUUGGAGGACUUGUCUCAGCUUCAUAUGGAUUGUAUUGUUGGAGGACUUGUCAGCUUCAUAUUGAUUGUAUUGUUGGAGGACUUGUGUCAGUUUCAUAUUGAUUGUAUUGUUGGAGGACUUGUCUCAGCUUCAUAUGGAUUGUAUUGUUGGAGGACUUGUCAGCUUCAUAUUGAUUGUAUUGUUGGAGGACUU
Oncorhynchus keta (chum salmon) is the source of this 3413-nucleotide messenger RNA. RefSeq lists its product as uncharacterized. The record is from RefSeq and is a predicted model, not a curated record. The transcript has 3 exons. Lineage: Eukaryota; Metazoa; Chordata; Actinopteri; Salmoniformes; Salmonidae. Bases 2348 to 3322 code for a protein of 324 amino acids.